Cynara cardunculus var. scolymus (artichoke) is the source of this 474-nucleotide messenger RNA. RefSeq lists its product as uncharacterized. Bases 1 to 474 code for a protein of 157 amino acids. NCBI's taxonomy places the organism in Eukaryota, Viridiplantae, Streptophyta, Magnoliopsida, Asterales, Asteraceae. The transcript has a single exon. The record is from RefSeq and is a predicted model, not a curated record.
AUGAAAGGAGACAAUAUAUCUGCAUACACAGCGAGAUUUCACGAAUUGGCAAACCUUGUGCCGCAUCUUGUGAAACCAGAGGAAGUUCGUAUAGAAAGGUAUAUUUGGGGAUUGUCUCCAGAAAUUAGGGGAAACAUUACCUUGGCCAACCCAAAGACUCUUCAGGAGGCAACAGAAAUUGCCAGAAAGCUCACGAAUAAUGUUGUGCGAUCUGGAGGAUUUGCUAAAGGAAAGCGAAAGAUGGAGGAGCAUGGAGAUCGAAGAAUUGGAGGGAAGUUUGACAGAAGCAGGAGGGUAASAAGGAAUUUUGGAGCUCAAACGCAGGUGGUAGGACAAGAUGACACAGUUAGAUGCAAUAACUGCAAAUUUCCGAAUCGGGGGAAUUGCAUAAUCUGCCAAAGGUGUCAUCUAGGGGGUCACACAGCAAAGGACUGCCGGAAGCGGUUAUGUUUCGACUGUGGAAGUCCAGAAUAG